AUGCUUCCUUCACGCUACGUCAAACACUCUCCUGCUCCAAAGGAGUCCGUCUCUGUCCAAGUCUUAGUUCUCGGAGAUAUUGGCCGAAGCCCACGCAUGCAGUACCAUGCGCUAAGUGUUGCUAGACAUGGUGGAAGAGUUGAUAUCAUUGGCUAUCAUGAAUCUCCCCCUCACCCCGAUCUUCUUUCCAACCCUAGGGUUAAGAUCUAUCCAUUGGCACCUCCACCAAGUUUAUUAAAGUCUAAGUCAAUUCCAUUUGUCAUCUCUGGGCCUUUGAAAGUGCUGUGGCAGAUAUGGACCCUCUUUCAAGCGUUAGGUUAUCAGACACCGCCUGCAAGAUGGCUCUUAGUUCAGAACCCACCCUCUAUUCCAACUCUUGCCAUUGCUCUUCUUAUCUCUAUAUUACGCAAUACCCAUCUCAUGAUUGAUUGGCACAACUAUGGCUGGACAAUCCUUGCAGGGACAAAGGGGCGGGACCACCCCUUUGUGAAAAUAUCGAAGGCCUACGAAUGCGCCUUGGGUCAGGCAGCUCCCACCGCCAAUAUCACCGUUACCCAUGCAAUGAAGAAGCAGCUAGAACGAGAACCUUACAAUGUUACGGCGCCAAUUCUUACCCUCCAUGAUCGACCAGCUUCCAUCUUUCAACCCCUGAAAUCCGUACCGGACCGCAGGGACUUUCUCGAGAAGCUACCAGAGACGCGAGAUUUCGCCUCGAAUAUAAUUGCAGGCCAAACUAGGCUCAUAGUGAGUAGUACUUCAUGGACACCUGACGAGGAUUUCUCGCUCUUGCUCGAGGCAUUGGUCACGUACGCUAGGGAUGACGCCGUUCGUCCGAUCAUUGCGAUUAUCACGGGUCGUGGUCCCCAGAAAGCAUUUUACGAGGAAAGAAUCCAAGAACUAGAAAAAGCAGGGAAACUACCUAAUGUUCGCAUACUAACCGCGUGGCUUACGAUGGAGGACUACGCCAAGCUUCUAAGCUGUGCCGACCUUGGAAUAUGUCUUCACAUGUCCAGCUCGGGUGUUGAUCUACCUAUGAAAGUAGUGGAUAUGUUCGGGUCGGGACUGCCAGUCGCGGCUUACUCGGGGUAUGAAAGCUUUAGCGAGUUAGUUAAGGAUGGCGUAAAUGGAUGUGGUUUCGAGAAAGCGGAAGAAUUAGCUGUUAUACUGAAGCGGCUAUUCAGCGACGAGGGAUCAGCCGAGCUCCAGGUCCUACGUCGGGGAGCUAUAAAAGAGAGUGAUUUACGAUGGGAUGAGGAGUGGGAUCGUGUUUUGGGUCGUGUAUUUGGGGUCAUCAACUGA
This is a messenger RNA of Annulohypoxylon truncatum, 1299 nucleotides long. RefSeq names its product glycosyltransferase family 33 protein. Lineage: Eukaryota; Fungi; Ascomycota; Sordariomycetes; Xylariales; Hypoxylaceae. Gene Ontology annotation, molecular function: mannosyltransferase activity. The record is from RefSeq and is a predicted model, not a curated record. Gene Ontology annotation, cellular component: endoplasmic reticulum. Bases 1 to 1299 code for a protein of 432 amino acids. The transcript has 3 exons.